AUGUCCAGCGCUGCAUCCCUCCCACGCCCACCCGGCACCACCGUCGCCGCCUUCAAGGGCAUCGCCAUUGCCGCAUCCCUCCUCUCCGCCGGCCAGCUAGCCACCAUCAGUACCAUCAUCCCCACCCUUUACCCCGCGGCGCACGAAUCCCACCGCCUGGCGGCACAACAGUUUGCCCAUCUCUACCGCACCCUCAAAGCCACAUCGGCGCCCGCAAACCUCCUCGCGGCCGUCAUCUGUGCGGCAUUGGCAUACAUGGGGUAUCAGGAGCAGCACGCUGCCGGGCGGUGGAAGUUGUGGGCUGCCUCGAGCGUUGCAAUGGUUGCACAAAUUCCGUGGGCUUUGCUGGUCAUGGAGACGCCGAGUCAGAAGUUGCUGUGGGUGUCAGAGGUGGAUGAGACGGCGACGACUACUCCCCGCCGCUCCUCGGGGAUUGGAGUACGAGUUAUCGCUGCGUCGCCGGAACGAGGCAUCGAAGGGGGUAGAGGCCCUGGGUUGGCGGGAGGAAGUCUGCUGGGAGUGCCGCGCAGGGGGGGAGAUGGAGCCAUCACGCCCAUGGAAGAGUUUGAGCCGUUUGGAGAUGGGCCGAUGGACGAGCGAGAGUACGUGCAGUUGAAGGUGAUUGAUUUGCUCAAGACAUACAACUCCUACAACGUAGUAAGGACGGCCGGGGCGUUGGCUGCGGGCUUGCUUGGGCUAUGGGCAGGGUUGACGACAUGA
This is a messenger RNA of Neohortaea acidophila, 720 nucleotides long. RefSeq lists its product as uncharacterized. The coding region runs from base 1 to 720 and encodes 239 amino acids. The transcript has a single exon. NCBI's taxonomy places the organism in Eukaryota, Fungi, Ascomycota, Dothideomycetes, Mycosphaerellales, Teratosphaeriaceae. The record is from RefSeq and is a predicted model, not a curated record.